AUGGCGAUGGUGGUUGGAAGUACGGAGAACAAUGCGGUGGAUGAGAUACUGAAGCCACGUACGGACAAGAGAGAGUAUCGAAGGAUAGUUCUAAAAAAUUCUCUCCAAGUCUUGUUAAUCAGCGACCCAGAAACUGAUAAGUGUGCUGCUUCAAUGAACGUUAGCAUCGGUUCCUUCUCUAACCCAGAAGGAUUAGAAGGGCUAGCUCAUUUCCUUGAGCAUAUGCUAUUUUAUGCAAGUGAAAAAUACCCAGUGGAAGAUAGUUACUCCAAGUACAUCACAGAGCAUGGGGGGAGCAAAAAUGCGUAUACAUCUAGUGAAGAUACAAACUACCAUUUCGAUAUCAACACGGAUUCUUUUGAUGAGGCUUUAGACAGGUUUGCACAGUUCUUUAUCAAACCACUCAUGUCAGCUGAUGCCGUCAUGAGGGAGAUCAAAGCUGUCGACUCUGAGAAUAAGAAAAACUUGUUGACUGAUUCUAGGCGUAUGCGCCAGUUACAAAAGCAUCUAAGUAGAAAAGACCAUCCAUAUCACAAAUUUAGCACAGGGAACAUGGAUACUCUUCAUGUACGACCCGAAGCAAAAGGAAUAGAUAUAAAGAGUGAAUUAAUUAAAUUCUAUGAUGAACACUAUUCUGCCAACCUCAUGAAUCUAGUUGUUUAUGGGAAAGAAAGCCUUGAUAAAACUCAAUGUCUAGUGGAAGAGUUGUUCGAGAAAAUUCGGAACACCAACAAGGGUAUCCCUCGGUUUCCUGGUCAGCCGUGUACUCCGGACCAUUUGCAGGUUCUUGUGAAGGCUGUUCCUAUAAAGCAGGGUCACGGGCUUACUGUUUCAUGGCCUGUAACUCCUAGCAUCCACCAUUAUGAAGAGGCACCAUGCAGGUAUCUUGGUGAUCUCAUUGGUCAUGAAGGCGAAGGAAGUUUGUUUCAUGCCUUAAAAAUCAAGGGUUGRGCAACGGGACUGUAUGCUGGUGAAGGAGAGUGGACUACAGAGUAUUCUUUCUUCAAUGUUUCGAUUAGUCUUACUGAUGCUGGCCAUGAAUAUAUGGAAGAUGUUUUAGGGUUGUUGUUCAAACACAUUAAGCUUUUACAAAAGGAUGGUGUUUCCCAAUGGAUUUUUGAUGAGCUCUCAGCUAUCUGUGAGGCAGAAUUUCAUUAUCAAGCCAAAAUAGACCCAAUUUCUUAUGUUGUAGAUAUUUCAUCAAACAUGACGAUAUACCCGACCAAGCAUUGGCUCGUUGGAUCAUCACUGCCUUCAAAAUUUAAUGCAAAUACUAUACAAAAUGUUCUAAAUGAGCUUUCUCCUAGCAAUGUCCGAAUCUUUUGGAAAUCAAAUAAAUUUGAAGGGCAAACUGACAAGGUUGAGCCAUGGUAUAACACUGCUUAUUCGCUUGAAAAGAUAACCAUAUCCACCAUUCAGGAGUGGAUGGAGUCUGCCCCUGAUGUAAACUUGUCUCUACCAACGCCUAACGUUUUCAUCCCUACAGAUUUUUCAUUAAAGGAUGUUAAAGACAAGGACAUCUUUCCUGUUUUGUUGAGAAAGACAUCAUUCUCAAGAUUGUGGUACAAACCCGACACAAAGUUCUUCAAACCAAAGGCAUAUGCUAAGAUGGAUUUCAACUGCCCCCUUGCAGUUAGCUCUCCGGACGCUGUAGUUCUUUCCAAUAUAUUUGUAUGGUUGCUGGAGGACUAUUUGAAUGAAUAUGGUUAUUAUGCUCAGACUGGUGGUCUUAGCUAUGGAGUAAAUCUUUCGGACAAUGGUUUUCAGCUCUCUCUUAAUGGCUUUAAUCACAAAUUGAUGAUCUUGCUCGAAGCUGUCAUUCAAAAGAUAGCAAAAUUCGAAGUUAAACCUGAUAGGUUUCUAGUCAUCAAGGAAACGAUGACAAAGGCAUACCAAAAUUUCAAAUUCCGACAACCAUAUGAGCAAGCAACAAGUUACUGCUCAAUGGUAUUACAAGAUAACACUUGGCCUUGGACAGAAAAACUAGAUGCUCUUUCUCAUUUGGAAGCUGAAGACUUAGCGAAUUUCGUUCCAAUGCUAUUAUCGCGGACAUUUGUUGAGUGCUAUAUAGCAGGAAAUGUUGAGAAGAAUGAAGCUGAGUCAAUGGUCAAGCAUAUUGAAGAUGUUCUUUUUAACGAUCCAAAGCCUAUUUGUCGUCCGUUACUUCCCUCCCAGUUCCUAACAAGUAGGGUUUCACAGCUCGGAAUAGGAAUGAAAUACUUUUACCAUCAACAAGGCUCAAAUCCAAGUGAUGAAAACUCUGCUCUAGUUCAUUACAUUCAGAUUCAUCAAGAUGACUUUGCCAUGAAUAGUAAACUUCAUCUUUUCCGUCUCAUUGCAAAGCAAGCCACUUUUCACCAGCUUAGAACCGUCGAGCAACUUGGUUACAUCACUUCACUCUCUAUUUGCAACUACUCUGGUGUCAAGGGUGUAAUGUUCAUUAUCCAAUCUUCGGUUAAGGGUCCUGGACAUAUUGAUUCAAGGGUCGAGUCACUACUCAAGGAUCUUGAGACUAAGCUUUACAAGAUAAGUGAUGACGAAUUCAAGAGCAAUGUAACAGCUUUGAUAGACAUGAAGCUUGAGAAACACAAGAACUUGUAUGAGGAAUCUUGGUUUUACUGGGGAGAGAUUCAAAGUGGUACAUUCAAAUUCAACCGCGUAGAUGCAGAGGUGGCUGCACUGAGAGAGCUAAAGAAGGAAGAAUUAAUCAAUUUUUUCGACGAUUUCAUAAAGGUUGACGCACCGAAAAAGAAAUCAUUGAGCAUAUGUGUUUAUGGAAGCAAGCAUUUGAAGGAAAUGGCAUAUGACAAAGAGAAAGUGGUAUCACCAUUCAUAGAAAUCGACGACAUAGUCUGUUUCAGAAAAUCUCAGCCUCUUUACGGGUCGUUGAAAGGAUGUAGCCAGCUGAAACUGUGA
Arabis nemorensis is the source of this 2916-nucleotide messenger RNA. Lineage: Eukaryota; Viridiplantae; Streptophyta; Magnoliopsida; Brassicales; Brassicaceae. The record is from the annotation of a GenBank genome assembly.